Molecule: messenger RNA, 7571 nt
Organism: Vespula vulgaris
Lineage: Eukaryota; Metazoa; Arthropoda; Insecta; Hymenoptera; Vespidae
Exons: 2
Coding region: 1875-5513 (1212 amino acids)
Biological process (GO): regulation of transcription by RNA polymerase II
Cellular component (GO): nucleus
Molecular function (GO): RNA polymerase II transcription regulatory region sequence-specific DNA binding; DNA-binding transcription factor activity, RNA polymerase II-specific; zinc ion binding
Source: RefSeq, a predicted model, not a curated record
UCGAACGGUAGAUGACGCGAUCAAUUUGCGAAUAAGAAUUGCACGAAGUCCAAUAAGUGAUCAAGUAAACUCGUGAUCUAUUUUUCAAUGUAGAAAAAAAAAGUAAAAAAAGACGUGUCAGACCAAAUAAGAGGAACGAGAUAAUAAUGUGCACAUGGUUUUAUAUAUUUAAGCGAGGAGAAGUGGCAAAGGUAACGUCAAAAGAACAGUGAUUAUAUAGUAUUAAAUUAGAACGGAAAAAUAUAGUUCAAUGAUUGGAAGGUAGAUGUCGCGAUUAGUUCGUCAAUACGUGUUACAGGAAGUACAACGAAUCUUUAAAUAAGCUCAUGAUCCAUUUCGUAAUAAAAAUAAAAAUAAAAAUAAAAAUAAAAAUCAAAUAAAACGAUAAAAGGAGAAACAAAAAGACGGGUGUUGCACGAAAUAGGAUAAAACUAGAAAAAGAUAUAUACGCGUUUGAAAGUUUCAGAGAGAGGAAGUGAAAAAAGAUACGAAAGAAAAAUAGAUAUCAGAUCGUAUCGAAUUGGAACGAAAAAAUAUAGUUGGACGAUCGAAUGAUAGAUGGUGCGACUAAAUCGAUAAUACGUGUAAUAUGAAAUGAAAGGAACGAGACAAAAAUACGUACGUAGAUACUGUAGAUUAAAUCGAUCAGAAUUAAUAAAGAUAACGAGAGAAGAAAGAAAUAAAGGUUACGUUAUAAAAUAUAAACGAAUCAAAUAGGAACGAAGAGAAAGGUGUAAUACGACCUUUCGAACGUUAGAUGGCGAUAGUGCGUCCGGAAGCUUAUCGAACGAGCUAGCAGAAGGAGUAGGAAAAAGGGGGCGCUGUCGUGGAAAUACCAGAGGAAGCUUAGAGCGAAACGCUAGUCGAGUGACGCCACGCAAACGAAAGGAUAGAAAGAGUGUUUCACGGAGGCGCCAUAAUAGCGCCAUUUAGAGAGGGAGCGGUAUUGUACAUUUCGUUUCGUGCGAACGCGAUAGACGCGCGACGCUUUUUCCCGCUUCUUAUUACCGACGCUCGGCGUCAUUCCUUCGGUUCGUGGUUGUCCCCUCGGCGACGACACGAGAGAGAAUACCAGAGAAAAAAUAUUCUUAGAUAAAUAAUUGGUGAUAGACGGGAAAGGCGGAGGAACGAAAAAGUAAGGAAGAAGAAGAAGGAAGAAGAAGAAGAAGAGAAGAAGAAGGAAGGAAGGAAGAAAGAAGAAGGGAAAGAAAGAAAGAAAUAAAGAGAAAAAAAAAGAAAGAAAGAACGAACGAACGAACGAACGAACGAACGAACGAACGAACGAGGAGAAAAAAAGAAAGAAAGAAAAGGAGAGAACAGGGAUUGUAUCGGAGGUGGUGUUCGGUGGCGGUGCUAUCGGUGUUGGAUGAGGUGGUGGUAUUAGUAAUAGUGUAGUAGUAAUAUAGUAGUAUAGCAGCAGUACUAGUAAUAGUAGUAGUGUGAAGAAGGUGGACGGUGACCGGUGACACGAACGUGGUGUGUGUGCGUGUUUUUCGGUACUUCUCGCCGAUAUCGUUCGGCGAACGUUGGAUGUAUCUCUCUCUCUCUAAGUAAAUGACGUCGGGAGUGUAUAGCGUAUAGAAAAAGAAAGAGAGAAAGAAAAAGAGAGAGAGAGAGAGAGAGAGCAACGCGUGUAUGAGGUAGGACGCGCCACGACGCGCCACGACGCGAACUAUCCGAGAUAUCCCUCGAUACUUGCAAUUAGAACGAAAACCUGCAGAGAGAGAGAGAGAGAGAGAGAGAACGAAAUAUAUACACGAAUAUAGAGAUACAUACACACGUAUAUAAUAAUUAUAAUAAUAAUUAUAAUAACAAUAAUAAUAAUAAUAAUAAUAAUAAUAAUAAUAAUAAUAAUAAUAAUAAUAAUAAUAAUAAUGGAGAAUAGACCGACGCCACUACGUUCGAGGCGAGUAUGCAGAUUCUGCUUAACCGAGAGCGAACCUUUGAGUUUCAUAUACGAGAGGGAUCACAACAAGCCUUUCCAAGUGCCGCUAACCCUGCAGAUCAUGUCGUGCGUUGCCAUCGAGGUUUACGCAGCGGACGGGAUGCCGCAGAUGAUAUGCAACAUGUGUAGAUGGAACUUGGAUCGUUCUUACAAAUUCAAGUCGCAAUGUAAGAAAGCGGACGAAGCUUUAAGAGCUUACCCUUUGUCGGGUGUUUUGCCACGUCCCUUUCCGCCGAUACCGAACGAUCCACCGGAAAGUGGUACAAAGAGAUUGGCCGAACAGAGAACGCAAAACGAGAAUGUGAAAAAGCCACGCGUUGACAACGGGGACAGAGAUAGACGCGAUAACAGAGAACGAGACAGGGACAGAGAAAGGGAAAGGGAAAGGGAGAGAGAAAGACAAUCGGAAAAAGCACGGGAGAAGAGCGAGUCGCGUCAUGAUUUUUACGAGGAGGAUCAAGAUGCAGGUAGCGAGGGCGAACAAGAGUCUAACGAUACGAAAGAGGAACGAGCUAAGUUAGAACCCGGUGAGAUAAGGGUUCACGCGUGCGACCAAUGCGAACGUACAUUCCCACUUAGGCAGGCACUCGCCCUGCACAUUCAGCGUGCCCAUCGCGAUAGAAAUUACAAGUGCACCGAAUGCGACCGUAUGUUUUUCUCGAAAUACGAUUUGAGCAAGCACAUGGCCACUCAUUCCGAAGAAAAGCCAUUCUCGUGCCAGGUAUGUCACAAGCAAUUCUCACGAACGAGUUUGCUGCAGCGACACGAGAAGUUACAUCGCGACGAAUUACGUUUCGCUUGUCAACACUGCGAGCUCGAAUUUUUUACCAACGAGGAAUUGCAAAAGCACGAAGAUACGGUACACAAGAAGGACAAGCCCUAUCAAUGUAAUAUCUGUAACAAACGGUUCUCGUACAAACAAGGCUUGGAACGUCACGAGAUGAUGCACAACGAAGACAAGACGUUCGUUUGCGAAUAUUGCAAGGAAGCCUUUCGUACCAGUACGAAAUUAGCGCGACAUUUGACGACCCAUGCCGGGCAUAGGCCGUAUCUUUGCAAAUUAUGCCCGCGUACCUUCCUUCUAUCUCAUCAUCUAACGAGACACAUGCGCACACAUUCCGUCGAGAAGCGUCACGUUUGCGAGGAUUGCGGUAAGGCGUUCAAACGUAAGGAGAGUCUCGAGGUACAUCUCUUGACGCACACCAAACGCACCGGUAUGGGCUUGACCUGCGACGUUUGUCAAGAAUCGUGUCGCAACAGGGCGGAUUAUGUUACCCAUAUAAAGCAGCACAUCGAGGCAGGCGAAAAAAUGGGACCGGAUGGUUUACAGCCGGACAAUAAGAAUAAAGUUGAACUGGAUUCGGAAGAGGAAGAGGAAGAGGAGGAACAAUAUUCCGAUGGGGACGACGAUUACGAGCCGCCGGCUUACAUAAUCAAAAAACUUCCGAAGAGUAAGCCCACCGAGAGCGAGGAAGAGGUCGAUAGAGUCGACAAAGAGGAUCGUAAGGAACACGUGGUGUAUGUCAGGGGUAAGGACGGUAACAUGGUGAAAAAGACGAUCAAAACCUUGAUGCCGGUGCAACGCAGAGAGGUACAGGAUACGAAAACUAAAGCUAAUCCUAGCAACGCUCCGUCCAACGUCAAGACAACGCAAUUGAAGGACGAGAGUCAAAAGUCUACUCGCGUAGACGAUACCGAGGCACAGGUACAAAAGAUCGUAGCGUCUGUCUUUAAGGAACAUAAAAUCCCUUUGAAACAUCAGAACGUUGUUGGUCAGGAACUCGCGAAGGACGGUACACCGUCCUCUAGCAGCGGUCAAAGCGUCAAAUCUCAAACGUCGUCGCAAAGCUCACAGGGACAGGUAUCUUGCAAGGAGGAGAAAGUCGACAUAUCUACGAUCAGUGGUACCCCGAAAUCGGUGAACACGGUUAAGGUUAUCAAGAGAAUCGUGGUGAGGAAGCCAGGUACAAGUGGAGAAACCUCGACCGUAACAACGUCGACCAGCAAAGAGAGCGGUGAAUCGUCCAAUCUCGUGACCCAAGCUACGUCAUCGAGUGGACACAAGGUCACGAAAAGAGUGAUAGUACGUAGAAUCAUUCGACAGGGUGAUACCACGAGAGAGGUGAUCAUGAAUCCCGACGGUACGAUAAUAGAUCCGGCCGAAUUGGCUAAGUUGCCUACUGGUAAUGUCGUUAAAAGAGUUAUCGUUAAGAAGCCAUUGGAUAAAAGUUCGGGGUUGGUACAGGCAGUCCUUCAAUCCUCCCCGGAUACCCGACCAACCACAACCACGUUAAAAACGAACGAGUCCAUGUCAACGGAUUCGCCGAAGUUCGAGUUAAAGACCUCGCAAUCUUCGAACAUGUCAUCGUCGACGUCGAAGACCACGGUAGCGCAAAAAGUGAGUCUUACCAAGGGCGAUCAAGAAACUAAAGAGAAAUUGGAACAAUUGGAGAAACGCGUCGAACAGCAACGUCUUAAGAUCGAAGAGCUUCAAGCUAGGAAGCAACAGGAAUACGAGCCGAUAGACGAGAUGUUGCCAGAGAGACACGACGAGUCCGAGGACGAACAACAAUUACCAUUGAAGAGGGUAUUCGUAAAGAGGAAGCAAAGUAUUUACGACGAGGAACAGGAAUAUAACGAUGACGUUAAGCCUGUCGCAUAUAGCGGCACGUCCGAGAAAGAGGAUCACGAGCAGCAAGAGACUAAAGACGAUAAUCAGGAUAAUGUUCCAAAAUUACCUAUUGUAACGACUACGGCGACUACGACGACAACGAUGCCAACGAUAACGACGGAUUCCGUACAAAUCGAAGUUCCUUCGUUAUCGACAACGGUCGCUACAUUGACGACCGUACCACCGCCUACUACGACAGCCUUGGUAUUAGCCACUCCUAUUUCUACCUCGAGAAAAGAACCCAGACAAACGACCUUGACAAGCUCAAAGGUAUACGCCAACAAAAAGAUCAUCGUCGUUAAAUCCGAAGAAACGUCGGAGGUCGACGAAAUGAAUCGAGAACUUAGCAGCAUCCUCGAUUCGGCCGACACCGUUGCUAAGAUUCAAGAAACGGUAUUGACCAAUCUAACUCAAAUUUCGGCGGUCGCUGAUAACUCGCAAAAGUCUUACGCGAGUGAUAAGUUAAAAGGUACCUCGUCGCACGUAACGACCACGGCAUCUACUACUCCAAUGGAGAUCGAAGAGACAACGAUCGCUGAGCAAGAAACUAUCAACGAUAAGGAACAAGAAGAGAAUUUGAAGCUUCAAAGGGUCGUAACAAUGGACGUAUUGAACACCCAAGUUAUCGAAUUCAAGCCCGAGUUAGAACAGGCCACCGAACAGAUCGUCGAACAGGACGAUAAUCAAGAAUCGACUUUGACCUUGGACACUCAAGAUCUAUCGGAAUCCACUGAUAUCUUCGAACCAUCGGACAAUGUUCUCGAUGUACAGAAAAACGAUAAUACUUUGGAGGAUUCGGUCAUCGAGUUGCAUCACGAGAACGAUACGAUUAAUUUGAACGACACCAAUGACAGUCAAGACAGUCUCGAGGAUAAGCUCUCCCAAAUGGAGGGUUGAACAGAACUAUUUUAUUAUAUUAAAGUGUCUCCCAAAAUGGAUCCACGAUACUACUACUAUUACUACUACUAUUACUACUACUAUCACUACUAUUACUACUGCGACUACUAAACUUUUUAAAACAUCUUUAAACGAUCUAUUUCUUCUUCUACUUCUUUUUUUUUUUAGGUAUAAAUUUCUUUUUUUUUUUUUCUCUUUUUUUUCAAGGACAGUAAGACCCACGACCGACUUUUCAAAAUUAAUAUUCCCGAAUAAACGUUAUUGCAUUGUCACAUAUACAUAUACAUAUACAUGUACAUUUUAUCCAUAUGUGCAUUCGUUCUUUACAACUAUAAUCACACAUACACAUACACAUACGUGCACUUUUUUCUUUGAUGAAACAAUUGUUUAACGAUCGUCGUACGGAUUAGAUGAUGAUAUUCACAUUUUCUUUUAUUACGUAUGCGUUAUUAUUUUAAACAGUCUAUUUCGAUCAGGGAAAAAGGAAAAGAAAAGGGAAGGAAAGAAAUAAAAGAAAAGAAAAAAGAUAGGACGGGGGGACAAAAAGAAAGAAAGAAAGAAGAAAAAAGAAGUAAGGAUUCAUUUGAAAGUAAUUCAUCUUUUUUUUUUAGUAGUAAUACACAUUUUAGCGAUUUAUUAAACAUGUUUCGUCAAACAUGUUUAAAUAUAUGCGCCGAAUGCAAAAUUAUAAUUAAUUAGUUUUGAGUGUCCAAGGGAUACGUCAUUUUAAUAAGAUGUGAAGUUAUAUAUAUAUGUAUAUAUAUAUAUAUAUAUAUAUAUAUAUAUAUGUGUAUAUAUAUAUAUAUAUGUAUAUGUAUGUAUGUAUGUAUACAUACGUAACUUCUAGUGUGCAGUUAAGAAUUAUGCGAAAUUAAGGAAUGGUGGUGCAUAUAUACAUAUUACGAAUUGUUUUAAGAGUAUUUGAAAUUAUCUCUAUCAGAUAAAAAAAAAGAAAAAAUAUAUAUAUUAUGACAUAUACGUAUUAGUAAACAUGUUGUAUAUGCUAAAUGUCAUUGGUCUUAUUAUUCAAUUUUGUUUGUUUUUUUUUUCUUUUUUUUUAUAGUUUCGUUUUUUUUUUCAGACAUCCCACCCUGGAAAAUAAGAUAAACAUCGAUUGUACAGUUUUAUACAAUAUAUAUAUAUAUAUAUACAUAUAUAUAUAUAUGUAUAUAUACAUAUAUAUACUUUAUUUUCUAUGGCAGAUGGUAGCUUGCAUAUAUUAAAAUGUACAUUUUAAUUGUCGUCGUAUUAACAUUAAUCAUGUAUACAUCAUCUCGGUUUAUAUAAAUAUUUUCAAAAAAUAUUUCGACAUCUGAAUUUACGAAAAAAAAAGAAAGGAAAAGUAAUAAUGAUAAUGAUAAUAAUGAUAAUAAUAAUAAUAAUAAUAAUAUUAAUAAUGAAGAAGAAAGAAAAACGUGUAUGGUCGAUAGAUUAAAUAAUAUAUAUAUAUAUAUAAUAUUAUAUUAUGAAAACAAAUCUUUUCAUUUAUUGUGAAUAAUAACGAAAAACAUAAUGAGAAAUUAAUUAGUUGUUACCAUAACUAUGUGGAAUUAUAUAUACUUUAUAAAUAUAUCUCUUUUCUUUUUUUCUUUUUUUCCUUUUUCUUCAAUAAUCGACGUAUCAGGAUUUUGAUCAUUUUUUAUUGUAUUUGAUUUUUUUAUUUUCCCCUAAUGUAAGCGAUCAAAUACGAGACGUUACUUUAAUAAUGUAAAAAAAGAUAAGCGGAUAAACAAUAUAAUUGUGUUAGAUGGUUUGGCGAAAUCGUUUUUUUUUUCUCUCUUUUCUUUUUCUUAUUUUUCUUUUUUUUUUUAAUUUUUUUAUUCUUUUUUUUUAAUUUUCGUUUUUCUUUGAUUGUCGUCAAUGCCGUUAGAUAAGUCGUGGCAUGGGAUAUGCGUUGAGUGUGCGGACAGAACCGUAAUACGAUAAUUCGAGAUUAUUAAUUAACAAUUAACGAAAUUAUAAUUCGUGAAAACUAAAUUGUCGCAAGUGUGUCAAUAUGCAUUUCAUAAUUAUAUAGUUAAUCGUCUUUGGCCUGUCUAAGUGUUCUCUUUUUUUUAG